This is a messenger RNA of Gregarina niphandrodes, 297 nucleotides long. RefSeq lists its product as hypothetical. Bases 1 to 297 code for a protein of 98 amino acids. The transcript has a single exon. Lineage: Eukaryota; Apicomplexa; Conoidasida; Eugregarinorida; Gregarinidae. The record is from RefSeq and is a predicted model, not a curated record.
AUGAGCCCAGAUACGAUGAGUUUGUUAAGCUUCAGGGACUACCGGAGAUUCAUGAACGAGGCUGAUGUCUACCACGUGGACUACGAGGACCGCUUAGCUCAGAAGAAGGUACAGGAGAGCGUUCCUGUGAUCAUAGGCGAGGAAGCCGAAGCAAAGAGCCGUAAAGAACAGCAAGACGCGUUUGUACGAGGAACGAAGCACCUGAGUGAAGAGGAUCGUGACUUGUUGUGGGCGCUGGUAUUAAAGUAUGAGCAGGCAUGGCUCGCGCCGCGGGUUGGCACGUUGGUUACAAAGUGA